AUGGAAAAGCAAAAUGUUAUCACAGAGGUCCCGGCAGCUCUAAAGCGCCUGGCCAAAUAUAUAGUGCGUGGUUUCUAUGGAGUGGAGUACUCCCUGGCCCUCGAUAUACUGAUCCGCUACCCCUGUGUGAAAGAGGAUGACUUGUUACAGUUGCUCAAGUACGAACGUAAACAACUACGUGCUGUCCUCAACACGCUCAAGGCAGACAAGUUUGUGAAGCUGCGUAUGCGAGUUGAAACUGGGCCUAACGGGAAAAGCACAAGGCACAAUUACUAUUACAUCAAUUACAAGGUGUUGGUGGAUGUGGUCAAAUACAAACUAGAUCACGUACGCCGGAAAAUAGAGGCAGAUGAGCGAGAUUCAACUACCAGGUCCUCUUUUAAAUGUCCAUCUUGCUCCAGUACUUACACGGACCUUGAAGUCAAUCAGCUCUUUGAUGUACUUACAGAGACUUUCCGCUGUACUUACUGCAACAGUGAAGUAGAGGAAGAUGCCUCAGGACUUCCUAAGCGGGAUGCUCGAACCUUGCUAGCAAAAUUCAAUGAGCAGAUCGAACCUAUCUUUGUGCUGCUGCGUGAGACAGAAGAUAUUGUUCUGCCGUAUGACUUGCUGGAGCCUCAGCCGACAGAAAUACCAGAAUUAUCAGAAAGCUUUGAUCAGAAGGUGGGUUCAAGUGUGCUGGAAUCCUGCAGCCGACCUGAAAAAUGGGCCAACAGAGGUUCCUCUUUUGGCAAUAUGUACACCCAAAACUUAGUUAUUAAUGUCCAAGACUCUGAGCCCAAGAAGAAAACAAGAGAAAAAGCAACUAAAGAGCAACCUAUCUGGAUGUCACAGAGCACAGUGGAAGGAGCAACAACAGCCACCACCAACAGUGUUGGAGUAAAUGCUUCUGAAGAAACUGAAGAAAAUGUUAAAGAAACCGUCACUGAUAAUGAAAUCAUCAAGACUCUUCUGAUUCAUGAAUCCAAGUCUUCAUCUAGCACAGACCAGGCUCCUGUUGUCAAAAGCAAACUACCUGAACCAGGCAGUGACAGCAGUGAGCCUGAAGAAGAUGCCAAGUGCUCAGGAACAGCAGGCAACAACUCUGAACAAGAGGAGGAACAGGAAACACAAGGUCCUCUUUUAAUGGUAGCUGGCCAGCCUCACUCAUAUGGUGAGGUUAGUGAAAAUCCAGAGCUUGUGUCUCUCAUGACAAAUGAGGAGAGAGCAGCUUAUGUAAAACUAGGGCAAGAAAUGUUCCAGUCUCUCUUUGAGUAA
Molecule: messenger RNA, 1257 nt
Organism: Cariama cristata (Red-legged seriema)
Lineage: Eukaryota; Metazoa; Chordata; Aves; Cariamiformes; Cariamidae
Product: general transcription factor IIE subunit 1-like
Exons: 4
Coding region: 1-1257 (418 amino acids)
Biological process (GO): transcription open complex formation at RNA polymerase II promoter; transcription initiation at RNA polymerase II promoter
Cellular component (GO): transcription factor TFIIE complex
Source: RefSeq, a predicted model, not a curated record